AGCCGGCCCCCGACCCCCGCUCGCCCCCUCCAGGGCUGCGGGGCGAGUUUCUCCUCGCUGGCCUGGUGCGGCCUGACGGAGGGGGAGUGGCUCGCUCCGGGCCGGCCGGCGCCGGGGGUGAGGCUGCCGGGAAGGGGCUGGAGGCGCCCGAGGGGCCGAGCAUCCCUCUCCUCGGCCCGCCGGCCCCCGCUCCCCGCCUUCCCUCCUCCGCCCGCCUGGCCGCCCCGCCCCGCCGUGACCCCCGGCCGCCUCAGGAGCCCGACGCGCAGGGCAUAUACUUCUCUUGUCUGGGUUGGAUGCACAAAUCUGUGUGCAGUGCUUUUUGCCCGUUGCCUAGACGAUCACUUGGUUUCUCUGAGGAUGUCUGGUUCUCGUAAAGAGUUUGAUGUGAAGCAGAUUUUGAAAAUCAGAUGGAGGUGGUUUAGCCAUCAAGCAUCAUCUCCUAAUUCUACAGUUGACAGCCAGCAGGGAGAAUUUUGGAAUCGAGGACAGACCGGAGCAAACGGUGGGAGAAAGUUUUUAGAUCCAUGUAGUCUACAAUUGCCUUUGGCUUCAAUUGGUUACCGAAGGUCCAGCCAACUGGAUUUUCAGAAUUCACCUUCUUGGCCAAUGGCAUCCACCUCUGAAGUCCCUGCAUUUGAGUUUACAGCAGAAGAUUGUGGCGGUGCACAUUGGCUGGAUAGACCAGAAGUGGAUGAUGGCACUAGUGAAGAAGAAAAUGAAUCUGAUUCCAGUUCAUGCAGAGUAUGGAAUUCUGAACUGUGGUGCUGGAAUAAUAACAAAUAUAGACCAGUCAUCUAUAAUCAUUUGUGUAAUGGAGAGAGGGGAAUAUCUUUAUAUAGGACUUCCAAUAGCAGUCAGACAUUGUCAUCCUGCCAUACUAUGGAGCCAUGCUCAUCCGAUGAAUUCUUCCAAGCCCUUAAUCAUGCUGAACAGACGUUCAAAAAGAUGGAAAACUAUUUGAGACACAAACAAUUGUGUGACGUAAUUCUAGUUGCUGGUGAUCGCAGAAUUCCAGCUCAUAGAUUGGUGCUCUCCUCUGUCUCAGAUUAUUUUGCUGCCAUGUUUACUAAUGAUGUCAGGGAAGCAAGGCAAGAAGAAAUAAAAAUGGAAGGUGUAGAACCGAAUUCACUAUGGUCCUUGAUUCAAUAUGCAUAUACAGGCCGCCUUGAAUUAAAAGAAGAUAAUAUUGAGUGCCUGUUAUCUACAGCUUGCCUUCUUCAGCUUUCACAGGUUGUGGAAGCAUGCUGUAAGUUUUUAAUGAAACAGCUUCACCCAUCCAACUGUCUUGGAAUCCGUUCUUUUGCUGAUGCUCAAGGUUGUACAGAUUUGCAUAAAGUGGCUCACAAUUAUACUAUGGAACAUUUCAUGGAAGUAAUUCGAAACCAGGAAUUUGUAUUAUUACCAGCCAGUGAAAUUGCAAAGCUCUUAGCCAGUGAUGACAUGAACAUUCCUAAUGAGGAGACAAUAUUGAAUGCACUUCUUACUUGGGUCCGUCACGAUUUGGAACAGAGACGGAAAGAUCUCAGUAAACUUUUGGCUUACAUUAGGCUACCUCUUCUUGCACCACAGUUCCUAGCAGACAUGGAAAAUAAUGUACUUUUUCGAGAUGAUAUAGAAUGUCAAAAACUAAUCAUGGAAGCAAUGAAGUAUCACUUACUACCAGAGAGACGGCCCAUGUUACAAAGUCCUCGGACAAAACCUAGGAAGUCAACUGUUGGUACAUUAUUUGCAGUUGGAGGAAUGGAUUCAACAAAAGGAGCAACAAGCAUUGAAAAGUAUGAUCUCCGUACAAAUAUGUGGACUCCCGUAGCAAAUAUGAAUGGGAGGAGGCUGCAGUUCGGCGUUGCAGUGUUAGAUGAUAAACUGUAUGUGGUUGGAGGAAGAGACGGACUGAAGACUUUGAACACUGUAGAAUGCUACAACCCCAAAACAAAAACUUGGAGUGUGAUGCCUCCUAUGUCUACACAUAGGCAUGGCCUUGGUGUGGCUGUAUUGGAAGGUCCUAUGUAUGCAGUAGGAGGGCAUGAUGGUUGGAGCUAUCUAAAUACAGUGGAAAGAUGGGACCCUCAGGCUCGCCAGUGGAAUUUUGUUGCCACUAUGUCCACUCCCAGAAGCACAGUAGGUGUGGCAGUACUAAGUGGAAAACUUUAUGCAGUUGGUGGUCGUGAUGGAAGUUCUUGUCUCAAGUCAGUAGAAUGUUUUGAUCCUCAUACUAAUAAAUGGACACUCUGUGCACAAAUGUCAAAAAGGAGAGGGGGAGUAGGAGUCACUACCUGGAAUGGACUGCUGUACGCCAUCGGAGGACAUGAUGCACCUGCGUCCAACUUGACUUCCAGACUCUCAGACUGUGUGGAGAGAUAUGAUCCCAAAACGGAUAUGUGGACUUCAGUGGCAUCUAUGAGCAUCAGCAGAGAUGCUGUGGGGGUCUGUUUACUUGGUGAUAAAUUAUAUGCUGUUGGAGGGUAUGAUGGACAGACUUACCUUAAUACAGUGGAGGCUUAUGAUCCCCAGACAAAUGAGUGGACCCAGUAUUCCUACACAUGGACAAGAGGACAUUUGUUUGUACAGGGAAUGAAAUGUGAUUACAAAGUCUUAAGCCACCACCCACCCCACUACCAGCCUUGACCCAAAGCAAGAGGUUGCUCCACUGUGCCUAGGAAGAGCUGGAGCUUGUGUUGUGACUGUAAAAUUAUAACUUAGCACUUUGUUUUCUAAAUGAAGAUAUGCUCUUCCUUUGUGAAUUUAAUGUAAUUAUUCUACUAUCAAUGGAUAUGUUUUUAGUAAAUUUGCAAUGCUACAUUCCUGGGCACAAAGUGCCUGAUCUCUAAGUGAAGAUGUUAAAACGAGGGAGGAAGGAGUGGAAGAAUCAGGAUUAAAUACUUUUAUUUCCUAGAAAAUCAAAACUGCAGCUGGAGGAUUGUGAACAUAUGUUCCUGAUAUAAAAUAUGAGGACAAGUGCACUGCUCCUAACACAACCCAGUGUUAAUUGGGAAUUUCAUUUCUUUUAAUAAUCAAGCACAUUUUACUCAUAUUAUCCAGAUUUCUUUUAUUACAGAGCAAAUACACCAGAUAAAAUUUCUCAUGUUUUGCUUUGUAACUUUACAAUACAUGAGUUGUAGUAAUUUUUAUUCAUUUGUUUGCUUAACCACAACCACUAUUUUAAUGACAUACUAAAGACUGUGCAUGCAGUUUUUUUCAGAAAUAGCUGCAUUAUAUGUGCUUUGGUUGUGGAUUUUAUUUCUAAAAUUGGCUUAGUCCAGUGAAUAAAGAAAAACAUUAAAUAAUUAGAACAACAAUGACCAAAUAAAAACUUCAUGUGAUCUUUGGGAUCUAUUUAAAUAUGCAUUCCAUCUAGACUCACCAAGAACUCCAUGUUAUGGUAUUCUUAAGUUGGAAUUGAAAUAUGGUGUUUUGCAUUAAAGAUAUGCAAAUUUUGUGGAGAAAAUAAAUAUUUUAUACCCUCUAAUGUUCUUUCACCUAAUUAGUAUUUAAUUAUGUGAAUUUGCUUUCUUUUAUAUUAUGAAAGAUGUUUUGAUUUUGUCUUUUCAUAUUGACAGAACUGUUUGGAUAUUCUUAUGUUCUCAAGACUGUAUUUGCCUCCCCUGCCUUGUUUCUUAUCUUUUGCCAGAGUUAGUAAUCCUUUGUGCUUCUUUGUAAUCAAACAGUUUGGGGGAAUGGGCUUAUUGAAUGUUUGAAAAAUAAGUUUAAAGUGUUUAUUACCCAAAGUUUUGUACAUUUGAAAACUCUUAAUUACACAUGUGAAUGUUAAUAUUCUCAGUGAAUUAUUUAUUGUUUGCAAAAAUGCACUGGGCAGUAAUAUUUUAUGAUAAAUCCUUUGAGGUAUAAAUCAUUAACUUAUAUCUUAAUAUAAAGUAAGUAUAAACGAAAUUCUCACCUUUUAAAAGUCCCCAUUGUGGUUAAUGUGUUUUUACAUUUUACCCAGCGUAGCCUUUAUUUUAGCUGCUUCCUUUAGAAAUUAAAGCAGACUUUUUUUAAGCUGAUUUUGAAUGCUCAUGAAAUGUUUCUACCUUUGAAACCAAGAAACUUAGUACUUCUAUUCCCGAAACAAAUUCCAUGGGCAUUUUACUGGUGUGGCCGCUAAGAAAAUAGCAGUGAUAGUGACCAAAUACAUUAGUGUUUCAUAUAUUCAUUAUCAUGUGCAUAUGAAUUCAGUUAUUUUCCUGACAAGGAGGCAUCAGCUAUAGAGUAUAUUUAUGUUUUUAGGGUAAGGGAGAGAAGAAAAGGAAAAGGUGCAAAAAACAAUCUUGAAAAAGAAGAACAAAGUUGAAGGACUCACAUUUCCUUAUUUCAAAAUCUGUUACAAAGCUACAGGAAUCAGAACAAUGUGGUACUGGUGUAAGAAUAAACAUAUAGACCAAAAGCAUAAAAUAGUCCAGAAAUAAACUACGGUCAGUAUAUUAUGGUCAGUUGAUUUUCAACAAGGGUGCCAAGGCCAUUCAAUGGAGACAAUAGUUUCUUCAACAAAAGGUGCUGGAUAUUCAUAUGCAAAAGAAUGAAGUUGGAUCCUUACUUUACAACAUAUAUAAAUAUUAAAUCAAAAACCUAACUAUAAGAGCUAAAACCAUAAAACUCUGAGAAAGAAAACAUGACCUCAUGACCUUUGAUUUGGCAAUGACUUCUUAAAUACAACAUCAAAAGUACAAGCAACAAAAGAAAAAAAAGAUAAAUUGGACCUUAUCAAAAUUAAAAGCCUCUUUGUAUCAAAGGACACUAUCAAGAAAGUGAAAAAGCAAUCAAACGGGAGAAAAUAUUUGCAAAUCAUAUAUCUGAUAAAGUCUAGUAUCCAGAAUAUAUAAGGAACGCCUACACUCAACAACAAAAGACAAUCUAAUUUUUAAGUGGGCAAAUGACUUGAGUAGACAUUUCUCUAAUGAAGAUAUACAGAUGGGCAUCAAGCACAUGAAUAGAUUCUCAACCUCAUUAGUUAUUAGGGAAAUGCAAAUCCAAACAUCAAAUGAGAUAUCACUUCACAUCCACUAGUAUGACUAUAAUUUUAGAAACAGAAAAUAAGUGUUGGAGAGGAUGUGGAGAAAUUACAUAGCAAAGAAAAUGGUAAACAAAGAUGGAGCUUCCAACAUCAAGAAAGUGACUGAAAGAAGACAGAGAGAGGAUGAAAGUCUGAAGAAUGAGGCCUUGCACUCAAUAUGUCGAGGCUCCCUGCU
Messenger RNA from Hippopotamus amphibius kiboko, 5186 nucleotides. RefSeq names its product kelch like family member 5 (gene KLHL5). Gene Ontology annotation, molecular function: protein binding. The record is from RefSeq and is a predicted model, not a curated record. Bases 361 to 2628 code for a protein of 755 amino acids. The transcript is spliced from 14 exons. NCBI's taxonomy places the organism in Eukaryota, Metazoa, Chordata, Mammalia, Artiodactyla, Hippopotamidae.